AAUUGAGCUAUGUUUGAUAAGUGCAUGUAUCUGCUGUCAUUAUGUAAAAAAACUGUUACCUAAUCUUGUGUAAUAAGGAAAAGGCCACUCUAUUUAGAUAUAGAUAUAAAGACUUUUAUCAGCACAAUGCAAAAGUCACAAUUUUAAACUCAGUAGCUCUACAGACAAACAAUUUGCAGGCAUUUUAUGUUGAACUGCAAAAAAGUAGAAGGCGACCUAAGGCCAAAUCAAUCCUAAAUGAGUCUGUGGUCUCUCUGGGAUUCUCUUACAUCUGGGAUGGACCUGGAAGUCACACAUACACUGACUCACUCUCUCUCUCUCUGUCUCUCUCUCUUGCUCUCUCUUGCUCUCUCUCGCUCUCUCCUUCUCUUGUUCUCUCUCUCUCAACACUUGCAAGUGUUCACUUCCUCUUCUGCUUCAUUUUCAGCAAGCCGAAGGCUGAGUUCCAGAAUAUAAGAUGCUGUUAUGAAGUGAGAAGUGUUAACACAGUUGGGGAUCAAAUUAAAUUAUAUUUCAGCACAGGUUGGAUACUUUAGUGAAUAUUUGAAUUGUGACACUAAAGUCAACAAGGAACAACAAAGAAAAGUAUGGAACCCUUUUCUUUGGAGUCGGAUGACAGGACAGAUGAGGAGAGGACUAAGGCCAAAGCAACAAAAAAGGAUCGCCAAGCGUGUGGAAAGACCAAAGCACCAAUGGACACUGACCUCCCAGAGGACCAUGGUGAUUUUUCUUGCCAAGUCCGAAUCAACCUCAAUUUUUCAGAUGAAAUACAAGGGAUAAAAGCUGAACCAGAUCAGCAUGAGAAGUUUGACUUUAAGAGGCUUUUUGAUGCCGUGUCCAGUGGUGAUGUCAAUAGGAUAGAGGGCCUGGAGGAUUAUCUGCGUAAAACAAACAAGAAGCUGACAAACUGUGAAUAUCGGCCCAAUGGGAAGACAGCCCUGAUGAAGGCUCUGCUAAACCUGAAAAAUGGAGAUAACAAAACAGUGGAGCACUUGCUGGGUAUCGCAGAGAGAAUGGGACAUCUGGAUAAGUUAGUGAACGCAGCAUAUACAGAUGCCUACUAUGAAGGACAGACAGCUCUUCAUAUAGCCAUUGAGAGGAGAAACAAGCGCUUUGCUGAGCUGCUCAUUCAGAAAGGGGCUAAUGUCCAUGCAAAGGCCUGUGGGACAUUCUUCCAGCCACUUAAUGAAACAUGUUUCUACUUUGGGGAGCUUCCACUUUCUCUGGCAGCAUGUACUAAUCAGAAAGAUAUAGUGGACCUGCUGAUGGUUAAAGCAGACGUGAGGUGUAAGGACACUCUGGGCAACACGGUUCUCCAUGCUCUUGUGAUGGUGGCUGAUAACAGCCCUGAAAAUACAGACUUUGUUGUUUCCAUGUAUGACUAUAUUCUUACUAAAGACGCUGCUAAGAAUCAAAAACAGAAGAAGCUAGAAGACAUUAAGAACAAUCAGGGACUUACUUCCAUCAAGCUGGCUGCGAAGCUAGGAAAGAUUGGGCUGUUUGAACACAUUCUGCAUCGUGAGUUCCACCAAGAAGAGUGUAGGCAUCUGUCCCGAAAGUUCACUGAGUGGGCAUAUGGCCCGGUGUACGCUUCACUAUAUGACCUGGACUCUAUCGACACCUACGAGCCAAACUCUGUCCUGGAGAUAGUUGUUUAUGGCACAGAAAUACCUAAUCGUCUCGAGAUGCUCCAGAUUGAGCCACUUAAUAAACUGCUGGAAGACAAAUGGAACAGAUUUGCCCACCGGAUAUUCCUGGUCAAGUUUAUUGUUUAUCUCAUAUAUCUCAUCAUCUUCACAACUGUUUCUUAUCACCGUGAAGAAGGGGAACCCCCAUUUCCAAUUAAGAAAUAUAUGCAGGAAAAUGAAAAUGGAAUUAUUCCUACUGGCUACUUACUGCUUGCUGGGGAGGUCAUCAUGGCUAUCGGAUCACUCUACUUCUUCAUUACAGUGCUGGCAGAUAUAAAGAGAAAGCGGCCAAGUCUGAACACACUGCUGGUAGAUGGGUAUUCUGAGCUGCUUUUUUUAUUACAGGCUGUGUUCUUUAUGAUGUGUGCGGGGCUGUAUGUCAUCGGGAUGCAGGAGUAUCUUGCCUUCCUGGUGCUCAGUGUGGCUCUGUGCUGGGUUAAUCUGCUCUACUUCUCUAGAGGAACCCGACACAUGGGCAUUUACAGUGUUAUGAUUCAGAGGAUGAUCCUUAGCGACAUCUUGCGCUUCCUCUUUGUCUACAUGGUCUUCCUCUUUGGAUUUUCAGCAGCUGUGGUGACUCUACUUAAAGAUGACUCUGAAGUACCUAAUGCAUCAGCCCAGAAAAACAAUACACGUGGACGGUCUUUUUUUACAGACAUUCUGAACACAACAGAAGGCUGCAAAAAACCCACCUUUAAAAGCAUCGGCUUCACCACUCUGGAGCUGUUUAAGUUCACUAUAGGCAUGGGUGACCUGGAGUUCACAGAGAAGUAUGAGUAUAAACAUGUAUUUUAUGUGCUCCUCAUAUCCUACAUUGUGCUCACCUACAUUCUGCUGCUGAACAUGUUGAUUGCUCUGAUGAGCAAAACUGUGGAGAAGAUGUCCAAGGAAAGCACCAGUAUCUGGAAACUGCAGCGUGCCAUCACCAUCUUGGAUCUGGAGAGAUAUGCAUGCUGUCUGAGGAUGAAGUUGCGUUCAGGAGUGAAGAGGAAUCUGGGCAAAAAAGAGGAGGACUGGCGCUGGUGUCUCAGAGUGGAAGAAGUCAACUGGAAAAAAUGGAACCGCAACCUGGCCAUCAUCAGCGAGGAUCCUGGCGAAUGCAACUCAGUAAUGCGAACUGAACCUCAAAGAGAGCCCAGCCGGCGUGGGUUCCUACGCGAAGUCAGCCGACGAAGGACCAACACUCGCAACACUCGUAAAUUUCUGGCAGGGCAGGAGACAAAACCCCUGGCAACCAGCUCAGUGUAACUGGGAACUACAGAAAAUAUUUUUGAGCACUGAUCCAAGCUAUUUUGUCUGGUGCACCUUUAAAUUGUUUAGGCAAUCAUGGAGGCUUUGGAGGACUAUUUUCUGAGAGCUAUUAAACUCAUAAAUAUUUGCACAUGGCACAAUGUCACACAGCCAGCACUUACUAAAUACAUUUCUGACACAGUGUUUUCUGUAUUCAGCCACUAAUAAAAAUAACCUAUAGAGGUCAGCAACUAGCAGCUCAUAGACCAAAUCCAGUCUAUAGACUUAAAACAUAACACGCAAAUUUGCACUCUAAUCCAAGUAAUGUAAUGAGGCAGUCAAAAAUGGAGGAAGGGCUCAUUGUAGCAAUACAAAAUAUUAGCGUUAUAUUUAUCUAAUAUAAUUGCGUGUUAGUGGAUUAUAAAUUGUCAGAAGUAAGCUGCAAGGUAGUGCAUAGAACAUUUUACAGGCCUCUUUGUGUAUGCAGGUAUACAAUUUGCAAGUCGGUUAACUAUAUGGCUAGCUACUAAUGCCAAAUCUCAAUGUAUACAACUUUUUUUUUUAUUUUAUACCUAUUAAUUUGAGUGCUCAGGCUCAGGUCAAAGUCUGGAACAUGUUACUGCAGCAGUUUUGCCACAUCCUUUUAAGCAACACAGGAGCGGAAAACUUUGGAAAAUAUGAAUUAGUGUUGAACACAUGACAGGCAAGUGUUACUGUAUGAAAUAUAAGAGCUUAUCAGGUUACAGUCUGCAGAUUCAGGCCAUGCAGCAUUGGGUUUAUUAGUGGAAGGUAGGCAGUGUGUAUGGAUGGUGGUGUUUGUAUAUUCUGCAUAAUCUGCAUAUUCAAUAGAAUCUGAAAUAAUUGAAGAGGGUAAAAUUGGAGCCACUUCUUUUGUCUAAAGUUUUGGCUGACUUAAAGGCAGAUCACUUUCAUUUUAAACGUAAGUUAAAAUCAAUAUGUCAGUGUUGAUAUUGUCUUGAUAUGAUCUGUUUUUGAGGAUUAGUAUUCUAUUUAAAUAGUCCUUACUUUAAAUAAAUAAAUAAAUAAAUAAAUAGAAAAUAUGUAAUGACAAUGUUUCUUUGAAAAAAAGUUAUUCUUAGCCACACUAUGUAAAUAUUAUAAUCCACUCAAUGAUCCAUAUGGAAAUUAUACACUGACAUAUGUUGGAUAUGAAUACUGUGCAUUUUCAACAUGUAAUUUGUACAGUUGUAAUAAAUUUUGAUUAUUAACCAAUAUAAAGAAUGGCCUCAUUGUGCACAGUGAUGUUAACGGAAGUCUUGCUUGGUUAUGCUGCUCUCUUGUGGUAUGGUGGAGCUGCUGCUCACAGUUCACUGUAAAGGCGAGAUUGAGACAACAUACUGGGUGCUUUUAAAGUUGUUUGUCUUUCUGAGCUGCUGAUAUGAUACAUUUAUUCAUCAGUUUCCUGGCUGUCACUGCAACUGUGCCGUCUGUCAGAUGUGGCUAGAUAUUUAACCUGUUAUGGUUUUGUGACCUCCUUUCAUUUCUACAAGAAAACCGUAGAUAUAUGAAACAUCUAUCUAUGGGCAAAACUGGAAAAUAUGUGUAGCGAGAGAAUCCACCUAGUUAUCUUUAAAGAUGAAUUUAACUCAUACUAUGAAAUUGAAAGAGAAAAUUCCACUCAGAAAACAGAAAAUGUUUUAUACAGUAUGUUUUGGUUUUUUUUUUAAUAUUUUGCUAAAACUUUAUAUUAAGGUUCCUCCAUGUAAUGGUUUGUAAUGAUUCCAAAGUAACAAAGCAAUGUAGAGCAUCUUUGCCAGCUAGUUUCUGUUGGUAGAAUGGAAACAGUUUCUGAAUUACAGAUACUAAUGCAACAUAGGCAUGAACAAUGAGGUAAUUAGAAAAUCUCAAACAUUUAUUGAUCAAUUUUGUCAAUAAUAAGGAAGCUGGAAAAUAACUCACCAGCUGGCAAGCAUGGUUGACCAGCUUGACCAGCUGUUUCAGCAGCUGUUAGCUGUUCAGACCAAAUUCGAUUCUUCAACAGGCUUUGCACUUUCCAAUUUGUCUGUAACAUGACAGCAUGUUGAAACUAUUUACUGAAACUUAAACACAUGCACAGAGGUUUGUUUAAAUGCCAAGUUUAACCCAUGCUUGCUUUUAUUUUGUGCAUGACUAUGAAGGCAGCAUAACUUGGGAUAACUUGGAUUAUAUCAUGUUAAUAAAUAUUCAUAAUCACCUCUGGUCUACAGAUGUAAAUGAUGGAACCUCAAAUACGAAAACUGCCAACAAACCACCACAUCAUAUUAACUGAAGGUUGAGUUCAAUAUUAACCACUGUAGAUGUAUUUUUCCUCCCGUAAAUAUUGGUAUUCAUUAUUUGAUUUACUUCAUUCAUUAUUUUUUAAAAUACAUUAGUCAGAGUGUUUUGUUGCUGAAUUUUGUGGUCAUUUAUGGUUAACAGAAGUCAUAAUAUUAACCAUGAACCAUGAAAGAGUCCCGAAGUGGAUGGGAUUCUCAAGGACUCGUAAUAAAUUUUGCAUUUUUAACAUUUUUCAGAGAUAUGAAGGAAGAACAGAGAGUGCACCUGCAAACGACCCAGAAAUUCAUGGAACGCACCUGUGCAUGCAAUUCUGUAAAGUCCGAGUUAUUUUUCUUUCCUGCUGUUAUGCUCAGUCUGGGUUUUUUUUUUUUUUGUAUCACUUGCACUUGCUUUUGCAUGUAUAAUUGAUUUUUAAACAUAUUUGGGGGGAAAAAAUAUGCCUGGUCGAUAUUACUCACACUGAGCUUCACCAGGCUGUCCCGCUGUGCCCUUUUUAUGCAAUUCCCAUUUCCAUUCGCUUCAGACGGCUCCAAUAUGCCCCGACCUGGACUUUUUCAGAGCUGCCCCAGUCUGUGCUAUUUCCUGCUGCCAUGAGCCUUUGAUUUACGGCCCUAUUGACUCAAAUCGACGCAGUUCAUCC
Messenger RNA from Pangasianodon hypophthalmus (striped catfish), 5835 nucleotides. RefSeq names its product transient receptor potential cation channel subfamily V member 1. Lineage: Eukaryota; Metazoa; Chordata; Actinopteri; Siluriformes; Pangasiidae. Gene Ontology annotation, cellular component: membrane. The coding region runs from base 588 to 2936 and encodes 782 amino acids. Gene Ontology annotation, molecular function: protein binding; calcium channel activity. The transcript has 16 exons. The record is from RefSeq and is a predicted model, not a curated record. Gene Ontology annotation, biological process: calcium ion import across plasma membrane.